AUGUCCGGAUGGAGGGGAUCUAGAUCAAGCUUAGCUGGGCCCGGUUCUCCGUUGUCGGACCGUGUCUCCACGUCUCGAACCGUUCGACUCGGCGGUGUCCAGCCUCAGGCUCCUGGUCACCGCACCAUCUUCUGCAAUGAUCGCGAAGCCAACUUCUUGACCAAAUUCGAGGGUAAUUCUGUAUCAACUACAAAGUAUGACAUUCUUACUUUUUUACCAAAGGGAUUGUUUGAACAGUUCCAUCGGGUAGCCAACUUCUACUUCCUUGUGAUCUCUGUUAUAUCGUGCACUCCAGUCAGUCCUGUAAGUCCAGUUACGAAUGUAGUCCCUUUGUGUCUGGUGCUUCUCGUUUCUCUUAUCAAGGAGGCGUGGGAGGACUGGAAGCGUUUUCAAAAUGAUAUGGCAAUCAAUAAUUCUUCUAUAGACGUGUUGCAAGAUCAGAAGUGGGAAGCUGUGCCCUGGAAGAAGCUGCAGGUUGGAGAUAUUGUCAGAGUUAAGCAGGAUGGAUUCUUUCCUGCAGAUCUGCUAUUCCUUGCUAGCACGAACCCAGAUGGUGUCUGCUACGUUGAGACUGCAAAUCUGGAUGGUGAAACAAAUUUAAAGAUCAGAAAAGCAUUAGAAAAGACCUGGGACUUUGUGACUCCUGAGAAAGUAUCAGAUUUCAAAGGCGAAGUACAAUGUGAGCAACCAAACAAUUCAUUGUAUACUUUCACUGGCAAUCUCAUAAUCCAAAAUCAGACCUUACCUCUCAGUCCAAAUCUAAUGCUGUUGCGAGGAUGCAGUCUCAAGAACACCGAGUACAUAGUUGGCACUGCCAUUUUUACUGGGCAUGAAACAAAGGUUAUGAUGAAUGCCAUGAAGAUUCCUUCCAAAAGAAGUACUUUGGAGAAGAAACUUGACAAACUUAUACUCACUCUUGUUAGUGUUCUCUUCUGUAUGUGUCUCUUGGGCGCCAUAGGCAGUGGAAUAUUUGUGAACCGGAAGUAUUACUAUUUGCAGUUUGCUGAAAGUGAUGCACAGUUUAAUCCCAGUAAUAGAUUUUUGGUGACUGCUUUGAAUAUGUUUACACUAAUUACCCUUUAUUCACCAAUUAUCCCCAUCUCCCUCUAUGUUUCCAUUGAGAUGAUCAAAUUUAUUCAGUCCACCCAAUUUAUCAACAAUGAUUUGUGCAUGUACCAUGUUGAAACCAAUACUCCUGCGUCAGCACGGACUUCCAAUUUGAAUGAGGAACUUGGACAGGUGGAAUACAUAUUUUCUGAUAAAACUGGAACUCUAACAAGAAAUAUGAUGGAGUUCUUUAAGUGUUCAAUUGGAGGAGAAGCAUAUGGCACUGGUGUCAGUGAGAUUGAGAUGGGAACAGCACAGCGAAAUGGCAUAAAGUUUGAGGUUCACAAAUCAUCAAACACUGUGCGCGACAAGGGUUUUAACUUUGAUGAUGCUCGACUUCUUCGAGGUGCUUGGAGGAACGAACCUAAUCCUGAAACAUGCCAGGAAUUCUUUAGGUGCCUUGCCAUUUGUCAUACUGUACUUCCUGAAGGUGAUGAGUCCCCUGAAAAAAUUCAAUAUCAAGCUGCAUCUCCUGAUGAGGCUGCUUUGGUUACAGCAGCAAAAAACUUUGGCUUCUUCUUCUACAGGUAUGUGCUCCUGAAUAGUGUGUUUGGGGCAGGGGGUGUACCUUAUUCAAAAGAACCACAAGAGGAUCCUUUCUUCCUCUUCGCCUGCUCCCCUCCUCUUCCUGCUACAUUCCUACUUGAUUUUCAAAGUGGCGCAAAUAAUCAAGAUGCAAUGUCACAAAGGCGUACACCUAUGAUGAUCUGUGUUCGUGAGUCUCAUGUUGAGAAGAUGGGAAAAGUUCAAGAUGUUUCUUAUGAGAUUUUGAAUGUCCUUGAGUUCAAUAGUACAAGGAAGCGCCAGUCUGUUGUAUGUCGUUAUCCAGAUGGGAGGCUUGUACUAUACUGCAAGGGUGCUGAUACCGUUAUCUAUGAAAGAUUGGCUGAUGGACAAAAAGAUUUAAAGAGAACAACCAGGGAGCACUUGGAACAUUUUGGAGCUGCUGGACUGCGUACCCUUUGCCUAGCUUAUAGAGAUUUAAGUUCUGAUAUGUAUGACAAUUGGAAUGAGAGGUUUAUUCAGGCAAAAUCUUCUUUGCGGGAUCGUGAGAAAAAAUUGGAUGAGGUGGCAGAACUCAUUGAAAAAGAUCUUAUUUUGAUAGGAUGCACAGCUAUAGAAGACAAGCUUCAAGAAGGAGUACCAUCUUGUAUAGAGACUCUUUCUAGGGCUGGAAUCAAGAUUUGGGUUCUAACUGGAGACAAGAUGGAAACAGCAAUAAAUAUAGCUUACGCUUGCAAGUUGAUUAAUAAUGACAUGAAACAGUUCAUCAUUUCUUCAGAAACUGAUGCAAUUAGAGAAGUGGAAGACAGAGGUGAUCAAGUAGAAAUUGCACGCAUCAUCAAAGAUGCAGUAAAGAAUGAGCUGAAAAAGUGCUAUGAGGAUGCACAACACUAUAUUUGUUCGGCAGCUAGACCCAAAUUAGCACUUGUGAUUGAUGGAAAGUGUUUGAUGUAUGCACUGGAUCCAAUUUUACGAGUAACACUGCUAAAUUUGAGCUUGAAUUGCAGUGCGGUAGUUUGCUGUAGAGUUUCUCCUUUACAAAAAGCACAAGUAAGCUUCCUUGGCAUCGCUCGAUGUAUAUGUUUAAUUUCCUUUUCUUUGAUUGGAAGUGAUAAGAACCGAUAAUCAUCACUCUCCCAGCUUCCCUAAUUGUUCCCAUGCCUGCAUUUCACAUGUUGCUACAAUAGCUAGGCCCGUUAGGGUUUGAGAGUAACUUUCUUCUUAACAGAGGUGAUGUCAGUUUUGUAACAAGCUUUGAAGGAAGCUUUAUGUGUUUCGUGCCAUGUUUCUUAUGGGGUUGUUGCAACUUGGGCGGUCAACCUAUGUUCAACCCGACCCGAGGUACAGAAACUUCAGCAGUAACCCAACCCGAGCCCAACUUCUAACCCAAGGU
This is a messenger RNA of Ilex paraguariensis (yerba mate), 3004 nucleotides long. The record is from the annotation of a GenBank genome assembly. Lineage: Eukaryota; Viridiplantae; Streptophyta; Magnoliopsida; Aquifoliales; Aquifoliaceae.